Brugia malayi is the source of this 873-nucleotide messenger RNA. It is a transcript of the gene Bma-slc-25A32, whose product is annotated as Mitochondrial carrier protein. Bases 1 to 873 code for a protein of 290 amino acids. NCBI's taxonomy places the organism in Eukaryota, Metazoa, Nematoda, Chromadorea, Rhabditida, Onchocercidae. The transcript is spliced from 6 exons. The record is from RefSeq and is a predicted model, not a curated record. Gene Ontology annotation, biological process: folate import into mitochondrion; nucleotide transport. Gene Ontology annotation, molecular function: FAD transmembrane transporter activity; folic acid transmembrane transporter activity. Gene Ontology annotation, cellular component: mitochondrion.
AUGGAAAAAUACGAACAUCUGAUUGGUGGCUUCACCGGUGGUAUAAUAAGCACUAUUGCAUGUCAUCCGUUAGAUCUUCUCAGAAUACGAUAUUCCGCUAAUGAUGGUAAUCGUCAACGUCCACAAUAUCGUAAUUAUUGGCAUGCAGCGCGGAGUAUUAUACAAUCUAAUGGAUAUAAAGGUUUGUAUCAAGGUCUAGCACCGAAUCUGGUUGGAUCCGCUGUAUCUUGGGGACUUUAUUUUCAGUUCUAUCAUAUUAUCAAAAGAUUAUGCGUUGAGAAAACUAUUUCAACUGGAGCAGAACCGGUGGAUAAUGUCCUGAUGGGAAUGGUUACUGGAGCUGGUAUUUUACUGUUCACUAAUCCCAUUUGGAUGGCAAAAACUCGAUUAUGCUUACAAUAUGAAAAUGAAAGAAUCAGAUAUCGAGGACUUUUGGACUGCAUUUCUACAGUUGCUCGUAAUGAAGGAAUUACUGCAUUAUACAGAGGUUUUACACCAGGAGUUGUUGGAACCAUACAUGGUGCAAUCCAGUUUAUGCUUUACAAUCGUUUCAAGGACAAUCGAUUAAAGCGUUUAGAUCUGCCUGCUAAUCAUAUUUUGAGUACUGUUGAUUGCUUGGUAUAUUCAGCUGUAUCCAAGGUAAUUUCUACAACAAUAACAUUCCCGUACCAAGUGCUACGGACUCGAUUACAGGAUCAUCAUGCACAAUAUAAUGGAAUAUAUGAUUUGAUAAGCAAAACAUAUAGAAUGGAAGGUGUACGUGGAUUUUAUAAAGGUUUACUCAUGGGCAACUUACGUCAGCUACCAAACGUUAUUGUUACAUAUGUAACCUAUGAGAAUGUAAGGUAUCUUGUUCGUCAUCUUUCUCAGUGA